CCCAAGUUGAGAUAACUGUAUUUCGCCAUCAUCUAUUUUUUUUCGGUGAUUCUUUAAAUAUCUUGUAAUCCCACUGUUGGAUCUUUUUCUUUUCCCUUUUCUGUUGUCUUUUUAUUCUAUUUUUCCAAAACUUUUCUAGUCUCUUUGUUUACAUAUUUCUUCUGUUCAUUUUAUUGUGGCGUCUUUCUUUUCUGCUGUUGACAUUAUUGUUAUGACCCGGGAACGACAUACGAGAUUACCUUCAAUUUCUCUUUUAUUGACCUUGCCUCCACCAUGCUCUCCAGGGUAUGGUAUCAGUCCUUCACAACCGUCAUCCUCGCCACGGCCAUCGCCACAGCAACAAGAGGCUGUGACAUUGAAUAUAUUGCCAGCGUCACCUAAAACCCCACAAUCCGGAGGUGCACCCCCAAAUCAUUAUUUCGCUUCCAAAUCGCCAUCUUAUCCACCAUUGACGCUCAACUCUUCUAUUCCGGAUUCGCAAUCACUGUUUCCAGCUUCGCCUUAUUCAGCUUCCAGUACUUCGCCCUCGCUUUCCCCAGUCAAUGAUAUGCUAUGGCCACCACUUCAAGGGGAUGACCCUCCUCGACGUUUAGUGCGUCAACCUUCGAUGCCUUCCCUGUCUCCUCCAAAUACAUCGUCUUUCAGUAAACUGUCGGCUUGGCCAACGUUGUACCGUAAAUCGAGUGAUCCUUGUCCUCUGUCAAUGCCUCCACCUUUAUCCCCCUCUCCCUCCAAUCGUUCAUCGCCUUCGUCGGAAUCCUGUCUAUCCUUACCAUCGUCACCUCCUUCACCCGGAAGUUCUCCCCUUCCGCAACCCAAGACUGCUGCCACAAGUCAUGCUUCGCCAUCCCCUCCACAACCGUCGGUCCCUGCCACUGCUGCACCCGCCAAGCCAGCGGCCUCCUCCACGGGCGCCAAUUCCCUUGCUACUACCCAGAUCAUCUUGAACGAAGAUGGGCAACCCAUUUUGAAGCGUCGCCGGGGUCGACCUCCGAGUCAACGCGAACCUGUGUGGGAAGGUGGAUGGACGUUUUUGACGCCAACGGUAUGGAAUGUCAAUUCGCCCAAGCAACCAGAACUGAGCAGUUCAACGACCAGUCAUCCGAGCGAAGCGACCAUGAAUGGAACCAUGGCUGCUUUCACCAGUUCUGAUAUGGAUACCGUCUUGCAAGUGCCAAGAAAAAAGCGUGGACGGAAACCGAAAACACACAUUGAAGGCAAUUCUUGUUUUGUUUGGCGAGAACUGACUGCCACACGAACCGUCAAGGUGAAAAAACCUGACAGCAGGCGUCAUUCGGCCGAUCUGAGAAAAAUCAGAAAGGCCCUUUCAGGUCCUUCCUCGCCGACGUAAAAACAAGAUAGAUCUUUUUUUUUUCUUUUCUUUCAUCUCUGCAAAAACUUUGUACAUACACUAUAGUUAAAUUUGUUUCCUUAUGAUUUCUUGGCAUGUUUCUGAUAUCUAUUGUAUGAGAUGAUUGAGAAUUUAGUAAAGCAUUAAAACUGAUGGAAGAGUAGCCGGUCCUUACUCUCCCAAUUCCACCAAAAAAG
Molecule: messenger RNA, 1548 nt
Organism: Radiomyces spectabilis
Lineage: Eukaryota; Fungi; Mucoromycota; Mucoromycetes; Mucorales; Radiomycetaceae
Exons: 1
Coding region: 212-1351 (379 amino acids)
Source: RefSeq, a predicted model, not a curated record